Molecule: messenger RNA, 5617 nt
Organism: Hypanus sabinus (Atlantic stingray)
Lineage: Eukaryota; Metazoa; Chordata; Chondrichthyes; Myliobatiformes; Dasyatidae
Gene: slc24a1
Product: solute carrier family 24 member 1
Exons: 10
Coding region: 580-3129 (849 amino acids)
Biological process (GO): intracellular calcium ion homeostasis; long-term synaptic potentiation; calcium ion transmembrane transport
Cellular component (GO): membrane
Molecular function (GO): calcium, potassium:sodium antiporter activity; calcium channel activity
Source: RefSeq, a predicted model, not a curated record
UACUUCUGGGAAACAACUGGUAUCGUCUACACACCGGGAGUCCGGUACGUCCAGUCUCCGGAGCUGACGGGAAGAGAAGGCGCGACCGCGGAGAGCGGAGCCGGGAUAAUCGGCGAUGAGCUGGGACUCUUCACUUGUUUUACAGAAUAUUCAAUGGCUUCUGAUUAGAGUUGUUCGAUUAUUCAGAGAGUAAAUUAUUUCGGUUUCCAUAGAAACCGAUUCCGGAGUCGCUCUUCCUUUUCAGAAAUGAGUCAAGAUUGUGGAAGCCUGGUUAACGCUGGCCAUUCGGUUUUGUCACUCCUGGGGGCUGCCUCCCGUCUCCGGCAACAGGAUCAGGUCAGGGCAAGCGCGCUGAUCCCGGCUUAACCCGCCGCCUUCACCAUCUCCUUAAUCUACAUAGAACGAGAAGGCGAAAGCUGGGAGAUUCUGAGCCAGUGUCCCUGGAAAUGUGUCCGUGACCCAGGCUCGGGACAUCACCUCCUCCUACCGCAGGAAGAGGGGCACGGCCGGAGCAACUCUGAUGGCCGAAGUUUGAAUCUGCAGCGCUGGGCACCGACCCGUGAACUUGGCGGAGCCGGGAUGUACCCGGGUCGCAGGAGAAGGCUGAGUUGGAGCCGGGUAGUCUUUCUGCUGUCGGCGCUGACCAUUUGCUCUCUGGCCCGCUUCCCCAUCGGAACCUGGUCGGAUUCAGCACCUUGGAGAGCAAAGACCGGACAGAACCUUCACUCUUACAGCCGGAGACUGCUUCAAGUCACGGGACCUGGCAGCACCCACACGGAACACCCAGAGACCGGGAGCCCCAACACCGGAUUCCCCGAGACUGGGAACCCCAAUACCGGAUUCCCCGAGACCGGGAACCCCAACACCGGACUCCCUAGGGCUGGGAUCCCAAACACCGGACUCCCUAGGGCUGGGAUCCCAAACACCGGACGCCCCGAGACUGGGAACCCCAAUACCGGACACCCUGAGACCGGGAACCCCAAUACUGGACACCCCGAGACGGGUAAACCCUUCACCAGACACCCUGGGACAGGGAGACCCCUCUCUGGGGUUCUCGGGACCAGGAACCCCAAUACCAGCUUUCCAGGUCAAAGAAACCCUGAUGCAGAAGUUCUCGGGAGCAGGUACCCCGGGUCCACUUUAACUAGAGCCCCGGAACUAUGGCCCCACUCAACCGCGGCUCCGUCUAACCAGACCAGCACCGCUGGGCGAACAAGCGGAAUGGAGGGCGAACCGACGGCGUCGGAGAAGCCCCGACUGAGAGGAUGCAUUCUCGUGGGUAACGAGAUCGUCCCUGCUCCCGGGACCGCUGCCCCGGACGGAGUGCCGGAGGGCAGCGGGGAAGCGGACAGGGACGACAAGUCGGGUAGCAGUCUGGAGCCGCCGCUCGGCCACACCAAGGGCGAGUACCCGGUGGAUGUGUUCAGCGUGGAGGAGCGGCGCCGGGGCUGGGUGCUGCUCCAUGUGCUCGGCAUGGUCUACAUGUUCAUCGCUCUGGCGCUCGUGUGCGACGAGUUCUUCGUGCCGUCGCUGGGGACGAUCACAGAGAGCUUGAAGAUCUCGGACGACGUGGCGGGAGCCACCUUCAUGGCGGCGGGGGGCUCGGCCCCCGAGCUCUUCACCUCCCUCAUCGGGGUCUUCAUCGCCCACAGCAACGUGGGCAUCGGGACCAUCGUGGGCUCCGCCGUCUUCAACAUCCUCUUCGUGAUCGGCAUGUGUGCCGUCUUCUCCCGGGAGAUUCUGCAUCUGACCUGGUGGCCGCUUUUCCGCGACGUGUCCUUCUACAUCCUGGAUCUGAUGAUGCUCAUCGUCUUCUUCCUGGACAACGAGAUCCGCUGGUGGGAGAGUCUCUGCCUGCUCGCCGGGUACCUGGCUUACGUUGGCUUCAUGAAGUACAACGGCGCCAUCGAGAUUUGGUGCAAGCGGCAGCUCACCAGCAAUACCAGCGUGGUGAAGGUCAUGUCUGCGCUUCACGGCGCCAAGGUGAGCGGGAGACUGCCGCCCCCACCCCUCCCGGAGCGCCUGUCCCUCCUCUCCCAACACCAGCCCAGUCCCCUGACUGAUAAUAACAGGCUCAAGCCCAAAGCGGUUCUAACGCGUGGAGGCAGCACGCCCUCUCUACACAACAGCACACUGAGAAACACCAUAUUCCAGCUGAUGAUCAACACACUGGAUCCCUUAACUGAAGUGAAGUUUAAGCAGAAGGCUGAAGUAAUGGACAGUAUGGCCAAGGGAAGGAUACAGAGCAGGAAAGGAAAAGGAAAGACGGAGAAGACAGAUCUCCCGAACGCCGUGAACGUCCAAGUGACACCCCCAUCUGAGCCAGCAGCCACAUCACCACCUGGAGACAAGGACGAUGCCAACCCCAACCAGACGGGUGAAGAUGGUGGAGAAGAUGGCAGCGACGGGGGUUCUGACGGCAGCGAUGAUGACGAUGAUAGUGACGACAGUGAUGAUGAUUCUGAUGAUGAAGAUGAAGAUGAGGAAGAUGAGGAGGAAUCCAACGAUGAAGAACCUUUAAGUCUCCAAUGGCCAGAAACACGGCGGAAACAGAUCACAUACCUGUGUCUUUUCCCCAUCGUGUUUCCACUCUGGCUAACAGUGCCUGACGUCAGAAACCCAGCUUCAAAGAAGUACUUCAUUGGUACAUUUCUUGGAUCAAUUUUGUGGAUUGGUGCAUUUUCAUACUUGAUGGUGUGGUGGGCCCACCAGGUUGGUGAAACAAUUGGGAUUUCUGAGGAGAUAAUGGGCCUAACCAUUCUAGCAGCAGGCACCUCAAUCCCUGACCUCAUCACCAGUGUAAUAGUUGCUCGGAAAGGUCUUGGAGACAUGGCCGUGUCCAGCUCAGUGGGAAGCAACAUCUUUGACAUCACAGUUGGGCUUCCAGUCCCCUGGCUGUUGUACACGAUCUUUAACUAUUUCCAGCCAGUUCCGGUCAGCAGCAACGGCCUAUUCUGUGCCAUCGUACUCCUCUUCCUGAUGCUGCUCUUCGUCAUCAUUUCCAUCGGUCUCUCCAAGUGGAAGAUGAACAAGAUAUUGGGCUUCACCAUGUUCUGCCUCUAUUUCAUGUUUCUGAUUAUCAGCGUAAUGCUGGAGGACCGGAUCAUUGUGUGCCCAGUGUCCAUAUAGACUCUAAACUCCUAUCCUUCACCUUGCAGAGGGGAAUUCUGAUGACUUUAACUGGCUGUGCAACAUGUAGAUGGCAAGUUAAAGGAGACAUCCGUAUGCAACAACUUACAUAUUGACUUUUAAUAAAUUUAGACCAGAAUUGAGGGAGGUUUGCUUUAAACAUGGAAAUGAUUGUCAACAACUAAAGACAUUGGCAGAAAGGCUAUAAGUUUUUCAAGCCCUGCUGUCUUGCUCCAGAAGUUACAGAGCAGAGCAGUUUCAUAACUGGAUACGAUUUUUCUUUAAUUAGAUAUAGCACACUAACAGUCCCUUCUAGCCCAACCAGCCCACACCCCCCGAUUACACCCAUGUGACAAUUAAUUUACCACUCUGUAUGUCUUUGGAAUGUGGGAGGAAACCAGAGAACCUGGAGGAAACCCACACAAUCACAGGGAGGGACUGAACAGGCAGUGGUGGAAAUUGAACCCAGGUUACUGGCACAGUAAUAGCAUUAUGCUAACCACUACGUUACUGUGCUGCCCAAAGGUGUUGAAAACUUCAUAAUGAUGUACCCUCAGUGUACAUUCCCACAGUUCAUAUACCAGUAACAAGGCAGAAUAUUAGCGUCCAACUCAGGUCCAUGUGAGCUUUCCUAAAACAAAUUAGGAACCGUUUUAAAAUAAAUCAUGUAAAAACAUUACAGUAUAUGAGAAAGAUUGAAAGAUCCCCCACCAAGGCAAUGCAGAAAAAGCCACGUGUGGACAACUCAUAUACAACAUUUUUCAGAGCUUUUUACAACUUUGUAGUUACUGCAAUGCAAUUUUUUAGUUAAACAAAUCAGCAUUGUUUUAGAAAGUGGAAAUUCAAAGACACCAAAAGAGAAAUGACGGAUAAAGCAGUAGCCCACGGUUUGUGCUAUUCAAUAGCCUCACCUUUGAUUAGUUAUAAAGACAGUAUUGAGGUAAAUCCAUUGGUUCCAAGAUCUCCAUUCCAAUACCGGCCACAGGGACAGCACCCACAUACCCACGCUAUCUGCAUCAUAAUGAACUGGCACUGUUUAGCAAUAUAACAUCAGCACAGAAGCACAUAACAUUUUGUCAGGCAACUUCAGAGGAUAACAGAAAAGAAACAGUUGUUUUUGUAUGGUUCGCGUUAUUUCAGACAGCUGUCCUGGAGUCUAAUUUGGGAUUUUUACUUAGAGUAGGAAUGGUGGGUGUAGGAGAUGAAUCAGUUAAUGGAGAUGAUGUUGAACGUGAAGGAAGAGCUUUUUCCCAUCCUCCUAAAUCAAUUGAAGAAAAAUAGUUUCUGAUACCAGGUGCCAAAGGCUUAUCCUGAUGGAAGUCACAUUUACUAUCACACCCUCUAAACUGGCUCUCAAAGUAUAUACAGUGGAUUCUGGUUAAUUGGGACACAUCAGGACCAGUACACUAUGGCACAAUUAAGUGGCUGUCCAAAUUUGCUGAAGUUUCAUGUAAAUAGUUAAAAGGUAUAAAAAAUAUACAUUUAAGUAAUAAAUUAUGUAUUCAAAUGAAAUACAGAAUAAAUUAAAAUACUACCAAAACUACUACAGUACCAUAAAGCAGUGCAUUAGUUCCUAAUUGUUAUUGCCAGAGGAAUUCUCUGCCGUGUUCUUUUGAUUGACUGUAAAUGAACAAAAACACCUCGUGCAGAUAAUGGACUUCCUUCAAACAAUGCUUUUGAUAAUUGUAUCUUCUAAAUCUUUAUUUUCAUUGUAAUAUUCAAAAUGAUUGUUGAUACCUACAAAUGCUUCAUAGUUCCUAACUAGUUGAAGGAGUGAAAUUGUUUCAUUUUCACUCCUGGCUGUUUCUGGCAUCUCCAAGCCUGAAUGCUUGAAACCACAGUGAACGAAGCAGUUCUGAAUUGUUUUACUGCUUAUUUCUUGCAACUAUCAGUGACAAAAAUCACUACUUUUUGAACACAAGCACGAAUGUAACACUAUUUAAAGACUGUUUACUCUAAGCUUGAGGUAGCAUCUAAUGGCCACACAACAUGCAUGCGACUGACACUAGUUAGAAACUGUUUAGCAACAGACUCCCGCCCCAAUCACGCGGCAAAGUGUCUCAAAUAAAUAAAUGGAAUCCUGGCAACUUUCUUGAUUAGUUUUUGUUCUGUAGGAGUUGUCCCAAUUAGCCGAUGGCCAAAUUAACCAGAAUCCACUGUGCUUUUCUCCAGAAAGUUUCAUCAAACAAAUUGGAGGAAUAGGCAGUGUACUGGAGGAAUUCAGUGGGAUGAACAGUUUCUGUGGUAGGAAAGGAAUUGUCCACGAUCUGAGUUGGAGAGGGUUUUGACAGUUCUUUCCCUCCCACAGAAGCUGCUCACCGAGUUCUUUCAACAGAUUACCUGCUGCUCCAGUUUCUGACAUUUGCAAUAUCUUGUGGUUCCAAAGUAAUAAAUCAUAUUGAACAGAAAUUAUAUCAUCUUACAAAGUCCUUUUGAACAAAUUAUAAACUAUUUUCAUAUAGAAAAUUAAAGAUUGUUCCUUUUUGCA